AUGAUAUCCAGAACCAGCACCGCAGCCACUGGGACACUGCUGUACAGUCCCUCCGCAGCGCCGUCACUGUCGCCAUACCGAGUACCUGGCCGGGCCAAUUACAUGGCAUCGCUGGCAGCACGCAGCCCUGCCGCUGCCGCUGCAGGCCCCGGCGGGAGCAAUAGUGUCGUUACCAGUGAUGCCCCGCCCCCUCCAUCCUCUUCUUAUUCUCACUCUGCUGCUACGUCAACCUCCAAAAUUUCUUCCCGUCGAACAGCUCAGAUUGCUCGACACUUUUCCUCUUCAUCCUCACCAACAGGUCCCGUUUCAAAGCAGAAGCCCGACAUGGCCUCCAACUACACUGUCCGCAAGGUUGCGGCUCCCAACACCCUCGAGCACCGAGUCUACAUCGAGAAGGAUGGCCAGCCCGUUUCUCCUUUCCAUGAUAUUCCUCUCUAUGCCAACCAGGAGCAGACCAUCCUGAACAUGGUUGUUGAGAUUCCUCGAUGGACCAAUGCCAAGCUCGAGAUCUCCAAGGAGGAGCUCCUCAACCCCAUCAAGCAGGAUAUCAAGAAGGGCAAGCUUCGAUACGUCCGAAACUGCUUCCCCCACAAGGGUUACCUCUGGAACUACGGUGCCUUCCCCCAAACUUGGGAGGACCCCAACUCCGUUCACCCUGAGACCAAGGCUAAGGGUGACAACGACCCUCUCGAUGUCUGCGAGAUCGGUGAGCUCGUUGGUUAUACUGGCCAGGUCAAGCAGGUCAAGGUCCUCGGUGUCAUGGCUCUCCUCGACGAGGAGGAGACUGACUGGAAGGUCAUCGUCAUUGAUAUCAACGACCCUCUCGCCUCUAAGCUGAACGACGUUGAGGAUGUCGAGCGACACCUUCCCGGUCUCCUCCGUGCCACCAACGAGUGGUUCCGUAUCUACAAGAUUCCCGAUGGCAAGCCCGAGAACCAGUUUGCCUUCACUGGCGAGUGCAAGAACAAGAGCUACGCCCUUGACGUCGUCCGCGAGUGUGCUGAGGCCUGGGAGCGUCUCAUCACUGGCAAGACCCCUGCUGGCGGUGUCUCCACCACCAACGUCACUGUCCAGAACUCUCCUUCUCGUGUCUCUCCUGACCAGCUCCCCCCUCUGCCCCCCAACGAGGACGUCCCCGCCGAGAAGAUCGAUGCUUCCAUUGACAAGUGGUUCUUCAUCAGCGGUGCCUCUGCUUAA
Messenger RNA from Fusarium tjaetaba, 1197 nucleotides. Its product is annotated as inorganic pyrophosphatase. The transcript is spliced from 6 exons. The coding region runs from base 1 to 1197 and encodes 398 amino acids. Gene Ontology annotation, molecular function: magnesium ion binding; inorganic diphosphate phosphatase activity. Gene Ontology annotation, cellular component: cytoplasm; nucleus. Gene Ontology annotation, biological process: phosphate-containing compound metabolic process. The record is from RefSeq and is a predicted model, not a curated record. Lineage: Eukaryota; Fungi; Ascomycota; Sordariomycetes; Hypocreales; Nectriaceae.